Anguilla rostrata (American eel) is the source of this 1569-nucleotide messenger RNA. It is a transcript of the gene ndufaf6, whose product is annotated as NADH:ubiquinone oxidoreductase complex assembly factor 6. NCBI's taxonomy places the organism in Eukaryota, Metazoa, Chordata, Actinopteri, Anguilliformes, Anguillidae. The transcript has 10 exons. The coding region runs from base 720 to 1445 and encodes 241 amino acids. Gene Ontology annotation, cellular component: mitochondrion. The record is from RefSeq and is a predicted model, not a curated record. Gene Ontology annotation, biological process: mitochondrial respiratory chain complex I assembly; biosynthetic process.
UUAGUUUCAAUGUAUUUUAUGACCUGUAUGAUAUCAUACGGAGCGUCCGUGGUCUAAUAUUGUUACGCGUUUCAUAAGUAAUAUUCUAAAAAUAGUAUUUGAAAAUGAGGAGUUAUUUCUUAAUACAAUUAAAACCUUAGAAUAUCGGUUAAUUUAGAUUGGGUUGUUUUGGAAACAAACUUGACAAAAUGUUUGAAAUAUUAGUGACUUUUUAUUUAACUAUUCACCCUUUCCCAUGUUCAUUGCCUGGCUGAGAAGUUAAGGAACAUUAGAUGGUGUUCGCAGCGCGUUUUGUAGUAUGCACGCUCUGUUCUCAGGGACACUGAAAAAUAAAGGUCAAAGUGGAAGGGUACUCUGUUAUAUCAAUAUGGCUUCUAGUAUCAGCAGUAAGCAUGGUCUUCUGUCACUCAAAAGUUCCGUAUUUUCAUGUCAGAAAAAGAUUUUACCCCAUAUUGUGUACGUACAGAGACCUGCAGAAGUUAAUUGUUUUAGAGCGUCAACAAAUGCGAGCACUGAAUACCAGCACAACGAAAAGUACUGUAUUGAUAUGGUGAGCGUUUAGGUACUCAUCACCUUAUGCUGCACUAGCUGGUAACCCUUGAUAUUACACAAAACGAACAGCCUACUGCUUAGAACGACUCGGGACUAUGAUGGAUUCGUCAGCUCUCUGCUUCUUCCAGACGCCUCACGCCGCUCCUCCUUGGCAUUGAGAGCCUUCAAUGUGGAACUGGCCCAGGCAGGUAAAGGACUCCAUUUCCCAGAAGACAAUAGGCCUGAUGCGGAUGCAGUUCUGGAAGACCGCUGUGGAUGACAUUUACAGAGAUGUACCCCCAUCCCAGCCAGUCAGUGCUGAACUCUGGAGGGCCGUAAAGAAGCACAGAUUGACAAAAAGAUGGCUUUUGAGAAUCAUCAAUGAAAGAGAGAAAGACAUGGAGGACAGACCGUACAGGAACCUUCAGGAGCUGGAGGCCUAUUCUGAGAACACUCAGUCCUCUCUGCUUUAUCUCCUCCUGGAAUGUUUAGGUGUCACAGACGUUCACGCGGAUCACGCCGCCAGCCACAUCGGGAAGGCCCUGGGCAUCGUCACGUGCCUGAGAGCCGCCCCUUUCCACAGCCGGCGGCGCAAGGUCUACCUCCCCAUGGACAUCUGCAUGCUGCACGGUGCAUCGCAAGAGGACUUCAUUCGAGGGAGCCGGGAGCAGAAUGUGAGGGACGUGGUUUAUGACAUCGCCAGCCAAGCCCACAUACAUCUGCAGCAUGCGCGGUCUUUUAGCAACACUGUGCCGGCAGAGGCCAUGUUGGCCUUCCUGGUGACGGUUGUUCUGGAGGACUACUUGCAGCGGGUGAGGAAGGUAGACUUUGACAUCUUCCAUCCGAGUUUACAGAAGAGAAACCCUUUACUUCCAAUCCAGCUGUACCUCCGGUCGUGGAAGAAGACAUACUGACCGUCCGGAUUAGCGCUAGCUUUGCUGCCAUUGUACUUAAUCCCUUUUCAGAUUUUCCUAUGCUGUACAUGUCACGGCGAGCCGUUGAAGACUUGCCGUAUUAAAUCCUUUGUGUAUACCGACA